UGUAGUGAUUCCUCUCAGACGGGCCGGAGCGGGCGGCUUGUAAAGUUACGGCUCAGUUAAAUGUCAAACAGAGAAAACACAAACAGGUUUUCGCUACUGGACGGAUCUACUUCUUCAUUUGAAUACUAAAAGACAGCGAAGGAGAGGAUUAAGAGACAAUUUGGAUUAACUUCACACAGCCACUUUCUCUAAAUGGACUCUCUCGGAUUGAAACGACCAAGGACGAUUUCUGAUGAGAAAAGGACAAAGUUCUUAUUAAUGUGAUGGGCAUGUUUGCUUAAAACGUCACCAGACCGGACAUUUGAGUGAGGAUGACCGCCUUCACGAGGAAGGUGCAGCAGGUGCUGUGCGUCCUGCUGCUGUGUGCUCUCCAACUGUGCGGCGCGCAGACACAAGGAGUGGUCCUUUGUACCGGCACCAAGAAUGGUCUGAGCACGACAGGAAACUCAGAGAUCCAGUACACCCUGAUGAAGGAAAUGUACACGGGCUGUGAGAUUGUGAUGGGCAACCUCGAGAUUAACAUGAUGGAGCACAACAGAGACUUCUCCUUCCUCCAGUCCAUCAGGGAGGUGACGGGCUACAUCCUGAUCGCCCUCAACGAGUUCAGCCGCCUACCUCUUGACCACCUUCGUGUCAUCAGAGGCAGCACGCUGUACGAGGGUCAGUACGCUUUGGCUGUGAUGAUCAACUACCAGAAGGACGGGCCACAUGGCCUGCAAGAACUGGGCCUGACACACCUCACAGAAAUACUGGAGGGAGGAGUCAAGAUCAUCCAGAAUAAGUACUUGAGCUACGCUCCGCAGGUGAACUGGCUGGACAUCGUGAGGGAUGGAACAGCUCAUAUUAUGAUCGCAGACAAUGGGCCUGAAAAGCCUUGUAACGAAGCAUGCGGAGACGUUCCAUGUUGGAGUCCAGGAAACGACACGUGCCAGAUCUUGACAAAGACUGUGUGCGCUCCUCAGUGUAAUGGCCGAUGUUUUGGUAGAAGCCCGAGCGAGUGUUGUCACAUUGAGUGUGCUGGAGGCUGCACUGGACCGCUGGAUACAGACUGCUUUGCUUGCAGGAACUUCAACAACUCGGGGGCCUGCGUGCCUCUGUGUCCCCAGACCCUCAUCUACAACAAGCACACAUUUAAACUGGAGCCCAACCCCAACGCCAAGUACCAGUAUGGCUCCAUCUGUGUGGCCCAGUGCCCCCUUAACUUUGUGGUGGAUGGCAGCUCAUGUGUGAGCAGUUGCCCGUCUGAGAAAAUGGAGGUGGAUAAAAACGGAGUGAAAAGAUGUGAACCCUGUGGAGGACUCUGUCCAAAAGCUUGCCACGGCACAGGAACACCAACCAGACAGACAGUAGACGCACUGAACAUUGACAGUUUCAUAAACUGCACUAAGAUCCAAGGCAGUCUGCACUUCCUGGUGACUGGGAUAAAAGGUGAUAGUUAUAAUAAAGUACCAGCCCUCGAUCCGGAGAAACUUAAAAUCUUCAACACCGUGAGGGAGAUUACAGACAUCCUCAGUAUCCAGUCGUGGCCUGAAAGCAUGUCUGACCUGUCGGUCUUCUCCAACCUCCAAACAAUUCAGGGCAGAACACUUUACAAAGGAGUGAGCUCUAAAAGGGGAUACUCUCUUCUGGUGAUGAGGAUCCGCUCUUUGACCUCCCUGGGGUUACGCUCACUGCGAAAAAUAAAUGAUGGUGGCGUCUACAUCACAGGAAACAAAAAGCUCUGCUACCAUGACACUGUCAACUGGACGCGUAUCUUGACCAGCGGCUCUAGGCCACAGCGACGCCACAAGCACAUCGACGUCAAGGAGAACAGGCCAAGACUCCAGUGUGUUAAUGAGGGCCAUGUGUGCGACCCCCUGUGCUCCUCUGAUGGUUGCUGGGGCCCGGGGCCAAACCAGUGUGUGUCCUGUAAAAAAUACAGCAGGGGGGGGACGUGCGUGCCAGAUUGCAUGUUCUUAACUGGGGAGAGGCGGGAGUUUGCUACUCGAUCGGGGGAGUGUAGGCCUUGUCACCCUGAGUGUAAGGUCCAGGAGGGGAAGCAGACCUGCACAGGCCCGGGGGCAGAUCAGUGUGUAGCAUGUGCGAGCCUGCAGGACGGUCCACACUGUGUCUCCUCGUGUCCCGAGGGCCUGAUGGGAGGGGAGGAAGUCAUCUUUAAAUUCCCUAACAAGCAAGGACACUGUAAACCGUGCCACAUUAACUGCACCCAAGGGUGCCACGGCCCAGGACUUGGAGACUGUGCGGGCUCAGCACAGUACAUCUCUGGACAAGCAACCACAGCCAUCGUACUGGGAGUGAUCGCCCUUCUCUUCGCUUCAUUCUCUAUCUUCGUGCUGACUGUUCUGUACCGCCGAGGCCUCGCCAUUCGUCGCAAGCGAGCCAUGAGGAGAUACAUGGAAAGUGGAGGGAGUUUUGAGCCUCUGGAUCCUGGAGAGAAGGGGUCUAAAGUCCACGCUCGGAUCCUGAAGCCCACAGAGCUCCGUAAGAUCAAGCUGCUGGGUAACGGAGUGUUUGGAUCAGUCCAUAAGGGCAUUUGGAUCCCUGAGGGUGAUACGGUAAAGCUUCCUGUGGCCAUAAAGACGAUUCAUGAUCGCACUGGACGGCAAACCUUCUAUGAGCUGACAGAUCACAUGAUGACGAUAGGAAGCCUGGACCACAUUAACGUUGUCAGGACCCUGGGUAUCUGUCCCGGUGCCAGCCUGCAGCUCGUCACGCAGCUCAGCAGUCAGGGCUCCCUGCUGGAGCACGUCAGGAACUGCAAGAACAAACUCAGCCCACAGAGGCUGCUCAACUGGUGUGUUCAAAUCGCAAAGGGUAUGUAUUACCUGGAGGAGAAUAGGAUGGUCCACAGGAACCUGGCUGCCAGAAAUGUGCUCCUGAAGAAUAAUUACACUGCUCAGAUCUCAGACUACGGCAUUGCAGACCUACUUUACCCUGAUGACAAGAAGUACUUUUACAAUGAGGUCAAGACACCAAUCAAAUGGAUGGCCUUAGAAAGCAUCUUGUUUCGCAGAUACACACAUCAGAGCGAUGUCUGGAGUUACGGUGUGACGGUAUGGGAGAUGAUGUCCUAUGGGGUAGAGCCGUACACCAUGAUGCGUCCACAGGAUGUUCCUGAUCUGCUGGAAAAGGGCGAGCGCCUGUCCCAGCCUCAAAUUUGCACUAUUGAUGUCUACAUGGUCAUGGUCAAGUGUUGGAUGAUUGAUGAGAAUGUGCGUCCAACAUUCAAAGAGCUGGCGAAUGAAUUUACGAGAAUGGCCCGAGACCCACCUCGCUACCUGGUGAUCAAAGAGGACUGCAGCCAACAGGACUCAGCCCCGGAUGAGCUCGUCCAGCGGAGUGCAGACCUGGAUGAUCUAGACCUUGAACUGGAGGAACAGGAGGAGGAGGUGGUGGAUGGUCUGACUCCAGGCCCCCACCACCUGUCUCAGUCCAGGAGCCUCAGUCGCCUCUCCAGAUUGGACACUCACAGAGUUAAUCUUACUCCAAAUGUGGCUGGAUAUCUGCCCAUGACCCCUGGUGUUGACAACGCAGGACAGGCCAUGUGGCAGUCACGCUCUCGACUGAACUCAGCUCGCACCGUGUCUGAGAGCUCAGAAGGCUGCGGCACGGCAGUUGAGCUGGAGAUGAGUGAGGACUUUUCUCUGGCAGGGAGCCUGAAAAGACGACGUCAACGCGAGGACAGCGCUUACAUGUCCCAGAGGGACAGCUUGUCUGGCGGGCCACCAGAGACUCCAUCACCAGAGAUGGAGGAAGAGGACCAGAACGGAUACGUGCUUCCUGGAGACAGUCCUGAGAGAGAUACCCUACUUUCCCCAUAUCGAGCCCCUCAUGGCAGGACGGACAAGUCUCAUUCCUCAGGCAUCCUGGAUGAUCCAGAUGAGGAAGAAUACGAGUACAUGAACAAGCAGACUUGUGUAACACCUGUCUCGCCCCGGCACAGCAGCCACUGGCUGAAGCCGAACAACAAGCGCACCUCCUCUGUAUCGUCACAAGCAACAGCAUGCUCAGGUGACACCGCAAUGUCUGUGGAGGUCAGGAGGAGCAAUCACAACUCUGACUCAGAGCAGCAGGGAUCUAAUGAAGUUCAGUAUGAAUACAUGGACAUCAGAGGAAGUGAGAAAGACGGAAGCCCUCCAGUGCCUGACCCUCCUCCUCCUCCGCCAUUAGCAAGGAUGAGCAGCAAGGUGGAGGAUGAGGAGGAGGAGGAAGAGGAGGAUGAAUAUGUGGAGGACAGUAACUAUCACUACACAAAUAGACAGCCGAAGCUGCGUCAAGCUCUUAAAGACAGGAAAGAGCUGAAGAUAGAAGGAGAGGAUGAGGGCGAGGCGUAUGAGUAUGAGGACAUGGACUCCUUUGCUGCCCCACGGCCUGGAGAUGCUGUGGUGUACCAGAAUCUGAGGAGAGAUGGGGAGGCAGCAGGAGGAGGCGCAGAGGCACAUCGAUCUGGGUUUGAGCCUUAUGUAACUGUGCGGGCUGGAGUCGGUGUCGGGAAAUCUCCAGCUAGCGACAGAUCUUUUGACAAUCCAGACUACUGGCACAGCAGGAUGUUCCUGAAGCCCAAAGCAGUGCCGACAUGAAGAACAUUUUAAAUCUCUUAGACGUAUUCAUGAAGGACCCAAAAUAAAAGCCAUGUUAAUAAUGUAGCCUAUGACACAGUUUUGAAAAACCGAAUGUGUGAUUUUUUUCACAGCUUUGUUGUUUGUUACAGGCUGACGUUAUGUCUUGAAUUCAGGCCUUUGAUUUUGGGACAUUUCCAGAAAUAAUAGCACUGAGAACAUUAACAGAAAUGAACAGAUUACAAGCUAUAUUUUUCUGUUUACAUUUUGAAAUGAACAAAACUUGCUUUUGAGGACAAAUGUGUUUGUUUGGAUUUUUGACUUUUUGAGACCUCUUUUAUUGAUGAUAUAUGAAAUAAAUUUUCUACUCAAUAAAGAUAUUUUGAAUCAUUA
Messenger RNA from Plectropomus leopardus (leopard coralgrouper), 4952 nucleotides. It is a transcript of the gene erbb3a, whose product is annotated as erb-b2 receptor tyrosine kinase 3a. Lineage: Eukaryota; Metazoa; Chordata; Actinopteri; Perciformes; Serranidae. Gene Ontology annotation, molecular function: neuregulin receptor activity; ATP binding; protein tyrosine kinase activity. The record is from RefSeq and is a predicted model, not a curated record. Gene Ontology annotation, cellular component: signaling receptor complex; plasma membrane; basal plasma membrane. Gene Ontology annotation, biological process: cell surface receptor protein tyrosine kinase signaling pathway; negative regulation of apoptotic process; positive regulation of kinase activity.